AUGGCCGUGCUGAGGGCCAACCCGGACGGCUCCGUGGCCAUCACCGGCGUCCUGGCCGACCUGCUGGCCACGCUGAGGGAGGUCACCAAUCUCACUUAUCGCUGCCACCGCGUUAAGGACGGAGGUUGGGGGUCAAAGGUCAACGGCCGGUGGAACGGGAUGGUCGGCGAGGUCAAGCGCGGAGAAGCUGACAUCGCGGUGGCGGCUUUGGACAUCACGCCGGAACGGAGCACAGCAGCCGAUUUCCUUGUUGGAAUGCUGUAUGGCAGAAUCGUCAUGCGGCGCCCAUCCAGCGCUGAUUUCGUGUGGACAGCCUAUACGAUGCAGUUUCAAAAGGACGUUUGGAUGCUUCUGGGCAUCACCGCCGGGACACUGAUGGUCUCUAUGCUUCUGGUCUCCCGCUGGUCCCGGACCGAAAUAUCUUUUUCAGUUUCCGAUGUCUUCAUCAUUGUUGCAGGAUGUUUGUUCGGUCAGGGUUCUAGUAUAGCCUUGAAGUCCAAUGCCGGCCGGGUGCUCCAUCUCUCCUGCCUGCUCCUCCAGAUCCUCCUCAUGGCCCAUUACACCAGCGACCUCAUCUCGGGGCUGGCCAUGGGUCCCCCCCUCCCCUCGGUCAACACCAUCGAUGAUAUUAAUCGUAACAGCAAACUGACUCUCGGCUGGCGUAAAGGCUCCUCCCUCGGUGAGAUCUUCAAGACCUCCGUGAGCCCCGCCUACAGGAGAGUGUGGGAAAAGGCCGAGGAGGGCGCCAUGGGGGCCCUGACGCUGUCCAUGGAGGAGGCCGCAGCGAGAGUCCUUGAGGAGCCUUACCUCUUCAUCUCCUCCGAAGUAGCCAUCCUGUACACCUUCGGCCAGGACUGCCAGGUGUACAUCCUACCGACGUCCUACUUCCCUGUGCAGCAGUCCUUCGCCCUCAGGAAAGGGUCGCCGCUCGUCCCCGUCUUGAAUAAAGUGAUUCUGGACAUCUGGUCGACGGGCAUGAUAAACAAGUGGAAGACGAAGUGGUCACCCGCCACGAGCGACUGCAAUAUCCUGGAGACGAAGCCCAUCAUCCUCAAGACGCUGCUCACCGUCUUCCUCGUCCUGGGAUCCGUCGCGGUGAAUGCGGUUGCGGUCCUGCUGGUGGAGCGAAGGAUACAUGAUAUAAUGCGGCCGCAUAUCAGGGUUCCAUAUUACCGCAGAUUAAACGAAUGCGAUAUUAGAAUCAAGAUUUCAGCAUUGAUUGGAGUUAGUAAUCAAUGA
Messenger RNA from Penaeus indicus, 1239 nucleotides. RefSeq names its product probable glutamate receptor. NCBI's taxonomy places the organism in Eukaryota, Metazoa, Arthropoda, Malacostraca, Decapoda, Penaeidae. The transcript has 7 exons. Gene Ontology annotation, molecular function: ligand-gated monoatomic ion channel activity. Gene Ontology annotation, cellular component: membrane. The record is from RefSeq and is a predicted model, not a curated record. Bases 1 to 1239 code for a protein of 412 amino acids.